GAGUUGUAUAUAUUCCUUAUCAACCCAUUUAGCAAUAGACGUCUUCUGAGGUUUAUAUUCCUACAUCUACAACACUUUAAAUUACAUUUGCCUGGUUCUAAAUCCUUUAUCGAGUAUUAAUUAUGGCCGACAACUCAAGCAGCCCGGCCUAUUACGGUGCAACUCCAUCCAAGCCAGCCCAUCAUUUUACUGAAAACCCACCAACAAGUGACCCAGCUGAUAAGAAAAGCCUCCAAGAUUACCGCCUCCAAUUAUUCAAGGACGGACCGAACAGUGUACCUCUCGUAGAUGAUCGUACACCUAGCUCGGAUAAUUCGCAAGCUUCUCAUGAGGCCAAGGUUGCUGCCGAGUUGGAAGCGAUCCUAGCUCGCCUUGGUUAACUUGCAGAUGAUGUUAUCUAUUGACUUCAAGCAAGGACAGCGGGUGGGAAUUAAGAGCCCAUCUAUUAGGUCCUCCCAGCCAGCCGACCCAAGGCGAGGGCGAAGGAGGUGAUGUCAACCUAUUUUAUCUAGCUGCGCAACAGUGUCGAGGAGGUAGCCGUGGAGGAGCUAG
Messenger RNA from Daldinia decipiens, 552 nucleotides. RefSeq lists its product as uncharacterized. The coding region runs from base 123 to 380 and encodes 85 amino acids. The transcript is spliced from 2 exons. Lineage: Eukaryota; Fungi; Ascomycota; Sordariomycetes; Xylariales; Hypoxylaceae. The record is from RefSeq and is a predicted model, not a curated record.